UAUAGUCGUAUGUCUACCUCUCUGCCGGCUAACUAUAUAAUCAUCUCAUCAUGCGUGCAUGGUUGCAUCGCCCAUAUCCCAGCUCUCUUACGACUAGCAAAGAUAUACGGGCACCUGACAAGAGUAACAGUACUACCCAGUAUCAACUCUACCAGGCCCAAAAGAUAAAGAGAAUUGAGCAAGAAGGAGUGAUGAACUCAACCGUCAUUCCAAUUCCUCCAAGUGCAGAAAAUGUUGAAUCCUCGUAUAAGGACGCCAAAAACAUGGGAAACAAGUUUUCGUUUCUAUCCACUUGUAGUGUUGCUUUCCGGGUCAUCCAGGAAAAAAGAUGUAGUCAGGGCAGCAUGAGAAAAGUGAUUCACAGUGUCAAGGUGGGGAUUGCCUUGGUAUUGGUCUCGCUGCUGUAUCUGCUGGAUCCGCUGUUCACUGAAGUUGGAGAAAAUGCAAUGUGGGCUAUCAUGACCGUCGUGGUUGUCUUCGAGUUCUCUGCAGGAGCUACGCUAAGCAAAGGCAUAAACCGUGCAAUCGGUACCAUAUUAGGCGGUGGAUUGGGGUGCUUGGCUGCAAUGUUGGCUGACGAGUUCGGAGGGAUAGGCAACGCAAUCGUUGUUGGCGCUUCGGUUUUUAUCGUCGGAGCGGCCGCAACGUAUUCGAGGUUGGUUCCAAGAAUUAAAAGGAGAUAUGACUAUGGCGUCUUGAUCUUCAUCCUCACCUUCAAUCUGGUAGCUGUGUCGGGGGUACGGGCCGACAAAGUGAUCAGGUUAGCCAAGCAGCGUCUGUCAACCAUUGGCAUGGGUUUUGCUGUCUGCAUUUUCACCAACUUGCUUAUUUUUCCAAUUUGGGCUGGUGAUGAGCUUCAUCGUUCUACAGCAGCUAAAUUCGACAAACUCGCACGUUGCCUUGAAGGAUGUUUGGAGGAGGAACCCAACAACAAAGCAGAAAAUCUGGGCGCCAAGGUCAAGGACUGCAAGUCAGUGUUCCACUCCAAGUCCACCGAUGAAUCACUGGCCAAUUUUGCUAAAUGGGAGCCCUGGCAUGGGAAAUUUGGAUUGUCUCAUCCAUGGGACAAGUAUCUGGAGAUUGGAGAGGUCCUGAGGGAGCUCGCCGCCUUAAUCCUUUCGCUCGGAGUGUGCGUUCAGUCAUCCAGACAGGCUGCAGCAAACCAAAGCCGCGCAAUCAGAGAACCGUGCGAAAUCAUAGGGUUGUCUCUUGCAUGGAUAUUGAGAGAGCUGGGCGAGAGCAUCUUCAACAUGACAAGGUGCCGAGCCAAGGCUUUGAUAGCACCAAAGCUGGAGUUCAUUAAACAAGAACUAAGCCGGUUGGGCUCUUCUCUGCAAAUCAAAGGACUAGAAAAAGAUGAAAAUCUUGCGAUGGCAACCUUCACUUUCCUCUUAAUGCAGAUAUCAGAAAAUGUGGAAGUAAUAGCGCAAGAGGUGGAAAAACUGGGACAGCUUGCUUAUUUUAGGACCAAGAACCCAGAUGUUUAACAUUAAUCAAUACACUUGAUUUUGGCAUCAAUCAAUAUACUUGAAAUAACAAGUAAAUCGACUGUGUGGUCAAUCCAGUGAAAUAUCACCUUUCCUCUCUCUCUGAAUUCAGGAAAAGGCGAAAAUGAAACAUAAAUAUGGCGACCCGAUGGAAGUGUGACAGUAGUGUGAUACGACGUAUUAGCUAGAAUUGUAGCACUGCAGUUGAUGCAUCAUCAUUUUUUGUUAUGUGUAAGCAACUAUUACCAGUGCCUUCAA
Coffea arabica (coffee) is the source of this 1745-nucleotide messenger RNA. RefSeq names its product aluminum-activated malate transporter 8-like. The record is from RefSeq and is a predicted model, not a curated record. Lineage: Eukaryota; Viridiplantae; Streptophyta; Magnoliopsida; Gentianales; Rubiaceae. Gene Ontology annotation, biological process: malate transport.